Messenger RNA from Cariama cristata (Red-legged seriema), 1401 nucleotides. It is a transcript of the gene PHEX, whose product is annotated as phosphate regulating endopeptidase homolog, X-linked. Gene Ontology annotation, molecular function: metalloendopeptidase activity. The record is from RefSeq and is a predicted model, not a curated record. The transcript has 15 exons. Gene Ontology annotation, biological process: protein processing. Gene Ontology annotation, cellular component: plasma membrane. Lineage: Eukaryota; Metazoa; Chordata; Aves; Cariamiformes; Cariamidae. The annotation marks the transcript as partial.
AUCAUGAUUCCAUACGAAAAUCGAACAAGUGAGGUGAUGUACAAUAAAAUGAACAUAUCGGAGCUUAGUGCCAUGAUUCCACAGUUUGACUGGCUGGGAUACAUCAGGAAGGUGAUUGACACCAGACUCUAUCCUGAGCUCAAAGAUAUAGGUCCUUCAGAAAAUGUGAUUGUCCGUGUUCCCCAGUACUUCAAAGAUCUAUUCAGGAUACUAGAAAAUGAAAGGAAAAAGACUCUUGCCAACUAUCUGGUGUGGAGGAUGGUUUAUUCAAGGUUAUUUAACCUCAGUAGACGCUUUCAGUAUCGGUGGCUGGAAUUUUCUCGGGUGAUCCAUGGAACCACAUCUUUGCUACCUCAGUGGGAUAAAUGUGUGGACCUCGUUGAAAGCACACUUCCUUACGUUGUGGGUAAGAUGUUUGUGAAUGCCCAUUUUCAAGAAGACAAGAAAGAGAUGAUGGAGGAGUUGACUGAAGGAAUUCGCUGGGCUUUUAUUGACAUGUUGGAAAAGGAAAAUGACUGGAUGGACUCUGAAACAAAAAGAAAAGCUUAUGAGAAGGCAAAAGCAGUUAUGGCAAAAGUUGGUUACCCUCAGUUUAUAAUGAAUGACACGUAUAUUAAUGAAGACAUCAAAACACUGAAGUUUACAGAAAAUGACUACUUUGGCAACGUGUUGCAAACUCGCAAAUAUGCAGCCCAAUCUGAUUUCUACUGGCUUAGAAAAGAAGUUCCAAAAACAGAGUGGUUUACAAGCCCAACUACUGUAAAUGCUUUUUACAGUGCGUCUACCAACCAGAUCAGAUUCCCAGCAGGAGAACUGCAAAAGCCUUUCUUUUGGGGAACAAAGUAUCCUAGGUCAUUAAGCUACGGUGCCAUAGGAGUAAUUGUUGGCCACGAAUUUACUCAUGGAUUUGAUAGCAAUGGUCGGAAAUAUGACAAAAAUGGAAAUUUAGACCCUUGGUGGACAACUGACUCUGAAGAAAAGUUUAAAGAGAAAACAAAAUGCAUGAUUAAUCAAUACAGCAAUUACUACUGGAAGAGAGCUGGCUUACAUGUGAAAGGCAAGAGGACUUUGGCAGAAAACAUUGCAGAUAACGGAGGUUUACGAGAGGCUUUCAGGGCGUACAGGAGAUGGAUUACAGAAAAGAGGGGAGGAGAAGAGGAACCUUUGCUGCCAGGCCUUGAGUUCACACACAACCAGCUUUUCUUUCUGAGUUACGCCCACGUAAGAUGCAACUCCUUCAGACCAGAAUCUGCGAGAGAGCAAAUACAUAUUGGAGCUCACAGCCCUCCUCAGUUCAGAGUUAUCGGUGCCAUGAGCAACUUUGAAGAGUUCCGUAAAGCUUUCAGUUGCCCAACAAAUACAACGAUGAACCGCGGCGCAGAAUCCUGCCGGCUGUGGUAG